CUUUCAGCAAUGUCGACCUUAACUCCCGCAGAACAAGAAGAACAAAAGAAGAUUGUCGAAACUUUUCAACGGCUACGCGAACAACAGCAAGAGAUUGCACAGGAAAUCACUCGCAUCGAAGAGGAAAAGCGGGAGUUUGGACGAGUUAUUGAGCUUUUGAAAGAAUUAGAUGGAGAGCAGAAGUGUUUCCGAUUGAUCAGUGAUACUCUUGUCGAAUACACAGUUACCGAUGUAAUACCUGUUUUGGAGAAGAAUCUCGCAAAUCUUGGAGUUGUAUCUACUGAGCUGAAUAAGAGAUUAGUCGAGAAAGGCAACGAACUAAAUGCCCACAAAGAAAAGCAUAAUAUCCGAUUCCUCACCGAGAAGGAGACACAGGAAAUAAAGGAGAAGCAACUAUUAGCUUUGCAACAACAGCAACAGCGAAAACCAGCACCGUCCUGAUCUCUCCGCGCAGAAAAGAAAGUACGUGCUUUCCCGAUGUAUGAAUAUUGUUUUGUUUUUGCUUGAGUCUUUGUUUGCGCGAAUAUUUUGCUGA
This is a messenger RNA of Cylicocyclus nassatus, 535 nucleotides long. Lineage: Eukaryota; Metazoa; Nematoda; Chromadorea; Rhabditida; Strongylidae. The record is from the annotation of a GenBank genome assembly.